Messenger RNA from Cantharellus anzutake, 1770 nucleotides. RefSeq lists its product as uncharacterized. Gene Ontology annotation, biological process: aggrephagy; mitophagy; endosome organization. The transcript has 5 exons. Lineage: Eukaryota; Fungi; Basidiomycota; Agaricomycetes; Cantharellales; Hydnaceae. Gene Ontology annotation, cellular component: amphisome; aggresome. The coding region runs from base 127 to 1488 and encodes 453 amino acids. The record is from RefSeq and is a predicted model, not a curated record. Gene Ontology annotation, molecular function: protein kinase C binding; K63-linked polyubiquitin modification-dependent protein binding; zinc ion binding.
CCAGAAAUUUCUCGACCGAGUCACGCCUUUGAGCCCCUCUUUGAAGAUAAAUGAAUGCUGCGCAGUGACAGAUAGCCGAGAUGUACAGGCAGAACGAGAUCCAUUACACUCGGAAGCCACGUUCACAUGCAGGCGUGCAACCGGAGGUCUGAUUCGCAAACUUGGUCACUGGUCCAUAUCGAAAGAGGGAAAGGCCCUCCGAUACAUCAGGCAUCAGUCCACACUAACAUCCCCCUACCCUCUGUUAGUUUGAAGUACCAUUUUCCCAGGUCGGGUGACCAUGGCGUAUGCCGAGCGGCAUUACCAUCACCACUGACAAUGGAUCGGGUUGGAGUAUCACCAUCCGACCUCAGGUGCUACCGCUGCCUCCGUAGCCUUGAGUCUUAUGCUUCUUGGUAUCAAUGCCUGGACUGCGAACAAGUUCGUUUAUGCUUAAGUUGUGGAGUUGCGGGUCUCCACCCACCACCUGCUGUCCACGAUGUCUGCCAUCCAAUGCUUUAUUUCAGGCGCCAACUAGGCUCAGCUCCCACCAUCCCAUGGAGCGUUACGCGCACGAGUGACAUCGCGGUUAUCGAUCUAAUCAGGGGUCGGGCCCUUCGACGGAAGCCACAGCAUGAUGAUGUCAUUUGUAACUCUUGCCGCAAACCCGUCAGAGGGCCAAGGUAUAAGUGUAUACAGUGCAGUGAUUUCGAUUUGUGCAAUACAUGCAUGGUGUCCCAGGGCUAUGUUCACUCUCGUUCACAUCGAUUUAUUAUGUUUUUCGAGACGAACAGUAUCGUAGUUUUUCCCGGGGGUAUAGAUCCUUGUAGCAUAUUUCCAGUCCCGGAUAGAGCAUUCAGGCCGCCAAUCCGAGACAGUCCUCCGUCCAGAUCUUCUCACAGCGCCGCGCGAUGUAACUCGUGUGGCCGUCCAGAAAUCCAGGGGAUCCGAUAUAAAUGCUUGACGUGUCCAGAUUUCAACGCAUGUCGCGUGUGUUUUAGACGAGCGCGCACGACCCAUUCUGAUCAUUCGUUUGUGAGGGUAAAUUCCAAUUCUGACAUAAUCCAACCAAGUGACACUCCGACAACCGUCCAACAUGGCGUGUCGUGUCAUCAUUGUGGUGGCCGAGUAUGUGGAGCACGCUAUAUGUGCCUGUACCCCGCUUGCCGAAACAUCAAUUUCUGCGAGAGUUGUGAGGCAUUGCCAAGGCCACAUCGAGUCCAUCCCGCUUCGCAUCCUCUCGUGAAGUUCAGAGAGGAUUAUGUGUCCAUGACAACAAUUGGCCCACAAGAUGGGGACUCGGGGAUGCCUAGAUCCUAUUGGGAGGCCAUAUUUGAGUUUGCCCACACUUCGGGGCUCCCUCUGUUAGGACGUCUCAGGCAAGGUGCUCCCCAAAAUGCUUCUUUGAAUUUUCCUUCGACCGGCCCUUCAACUUCUUCCUCGGAACGAGAACCGAUCGGCCUGUACUGGGACGUCAGACCCCCGAGAGACCCCAGGAUGUUUCUUUGAGCCAUCCUUUAGCUGGGCGUCCGAAUGCCCCUCCGACGAUCGCUGAAGGACGUACCCAAUCUCUAUCAGGACCCUACAUCCAGGACAGUAGUAGUUCUUUGAUUCACCCCUUAGCGAUAGCUGAGAGGGCCAAUCGGCCUGUGUCACGACAUCAUGCCCAUGAUAUUCCCCAGGUCAUAUCGUCGAAUACUCCUCUGGCUCGUCCUUCAAAUCCCUCCCCGGAGACAACUAACAGGGUCAAUCAGCCUGUAUUAGGGAGUCGUAUCGAGGAUUCUUCCCAAA